UCCUUUGGAGGUUUAACCAGAAGAGACCAAUUUCAAGAUGCAUUCAAUGCGAAAUAGUAUUCCUGAGAUAAAACAGCUAACUGUGACUGAGAUUCCAGCUGGUAGUACUGCAGUUCUAAAUUGUCACAGCAAUGAUGUGGACCACAACUUUAUGUUCUGGCUAUUCAAUGGCACAGACGUAAUUGGUCCUGGCAAUGUGUACAACGAACAGAAAUAUAAGUAUGAAGUACUCUCUGGGAAACUGCACAUUCAUGAUGUGUCUACGAGAGAUUCUGGGUACUACCACUGUAUUUCAAAGAAAGUCAAUGGGAUUGGUUACACUGUGGGGCAGGUUGAUAUGAUAGUCAGUGGUUCAGCAUUUACGGCUAUAGAUGCAGUGAAGCUAAUUGCAAUUAUUGUGUCUAUCAUUGUGAUUAUUGGCUGUGCUGUUCUUUACUAUAACUUGAGAAAAGAUUGGAAAAGAUAUGAGGGUAGAGGUAUUGUGCCAGUGGAUGAAGUAGAGGAUGAUGAUGGUGAAGGAGACGAGAUAUACAACCGUACCACAACCCCGACACAACCACAACCACCAAGACAACUUAGCCAGCCAGUCGCAGGUCCAAGUAGGAAUCAAUCGUCUGAACAUCUACUGUAUGGAAUAGACAAUCAAGGUUUAGAUACAGACUUUAAUUCAGUGUUCGAAAAUAUACAAAUUAAGUCUCCAAAUGCAAGUCUGAUUUAGUUAUAAAAAUAAAUAAAAUAUCUUUUACUUUCAUACUUGUGAUAAAACUAAUUCAAUGGUAAUGUAGAAAAACAACUUUGUUAAAUGU
This is a messenger RNA of Spodoptera litura, 806 nucleotides long. RefSeq lists its product as uncharacterized. NCBI's taxonomy places the organism in Eukaryota, Metazoa, Arthropoda, Insecta, Lepidoptera, Noctuidae. The record is from RefSeq and is a predicted model, not a curated record.